UACGCCACCGUUUCCAAGGAGCACCAGCGGGGUCUUCCGGGUGGACCCCUGCCUCGGCCGAUUGGUUGGAGGUUGCCGCUAGUGAUCCAGAACCAAUCGGCUGCUGCUUUCCCCGCCCCUUUCUUCCUCCUCUCCAACCGGAGGUCAUCAGAGGCUGAGAGCAGGUUUCCUAGGCAACUACUAGGUUGAGUGCACACACUAGGCCCAGAGCAGAGCUAGGGAGGGAGUUGCGCCCACUGCUUCUAGACUAGGAUUGAGAGGUCGAAGUGAGCUCUGGACCCUGCUCUGUCUCGACUGCUCCAGAAUCUUUCUUCUCUCUGGGAUGUGACAAUAUUACUAUGACCCUUAUUUUUAAUGGAAGAUGAUUGAAUGUGAAAACUUAAACCAAGAAGAAACCAUUAAAGAACUGUGUUUACGCAAUGGUUUAUCUUAUGAAAUGGUUGUGCAAGAAGGAUCAAAUACUUCAAAACUGGAGAUGUUUUUCUCAGGGUAUCCCCGUAUUGUUGGAUUAUCAUUGUUUCCUAACUUAACAAGUCUCACAAUCAUUGCUCAAGAUAUAAAAGAAAUUUCAGGAUUAGAGACUUGUUUGCAACUCAGAGAACUUUGGAUUGCUGAAUGCUGUCUAGAGAAAAUUGGAGGUCUUCGAGAAUGUAGAAAUUUAGAAAAACUGUAUUUAUAUUAUAAUAAAAUUUCCAAAAUAGAAAAUUUAGAGAAAUUAUUGAAAUUGGAGGUUCUUUGGCUGAACCACAAUACAAUUAAACAUAUUGAGGGCUUGCAAACUUUGAAGAAUUUAAAUGACCUCAACCUUGCUGGAAAUCUAAUAAGCAGCAUUGGUCGAUGUCUUGAUCCCAAUGAACAACUGGAAAAAUUAAACCUUUCUGGUAAUCAAAUAUGUUCUUUCAAGGACCUGACUAACUUAACCAGACUUCAUCGCUUAAAGGAUUUAUGUCUGAAUGAUCCUCAGUAUAAAUCCAACCCAGUUUGUCUGCUGUAUAAUUAUUCCACACAUGUACUAUAUCACUUGCCUUGCCUUCAAAGACUUGACACGUUUGAUGUGUCAGCAAAGCCGAUCAAGGAACUGGCAGAUACCACGGCAAUGAAAAAACUAAUGUUUUACAAUAUGCGUAUAAAAACUGUUCAGAGACAUGUUAAUGAAGACCUUGAAAAACUGAAUGAUCGAAAAUGUAAAUUACAGAAGUUGCCAGAAGAGCGAAUAAAAUUACUCAGCUUUGUGAAAAAAACCUUGGAACGGGAGCUGGCUGAACUCAAGGGAUCUGGCAGAGGGCAAAAUGAGAAAUCCAGUAAUAAAGUAACAGAGCCUGAAAUAUCAGAGAACUCUGAAACUGCUACAGAAGAACCAAGCCUUCAGCAGAAGAUACUGAACAAACUAAAUGCUGUGAAUAAAAGGAUAUCGUUCUGGAACAAAAAACUAGAUGAAAUUGAAGCAAUUUAUUGCGUUGAAGUAAAGCAAAAGAAGAAAAGUCGUGGGUUAUUGAUUCCAUUUUUGUUCAUUGAGUUGGAGAGUGUAGGAAAUAUCCUCUUCGAAGAAGGCACUCAAUCUGAUGACUGGUUUAAUUCCUGCUAUGAAUUAAUUCUAUCACGUUUUUGCACAUGGGACUUCAGGACAUACGGUAUUACAGGAGUAAAAGUAAAACGUAUCAUCAAAGUUAACAACCGUAUUCUGAGACUAAAAUUUGAAGACAAAUUCCAAAAGCUUUUGGACAAUGAAGAUAUGCAUGAUUCAGAGAGCUAUCAAAAGAUGCUGGAAUGCCUUUUUUAUGUUUUUGAUCCUGAAGUUACAAUGAAGAAAAAGCAUCUGCUACAAAUAAUUGAAAAAGGAUUCAAAGACAAUGAAACAACCAAGCUGCCUCUCAGAAAGGAAGCUGUUAUUCUUACUAACAGCCUAAGUAUAUGUGAGUGUCCCAGGAUUGAAUUUCUACAGCAGAAGUACAAGGAUGAGAAGAUAAACUCCUUCGAACAUGAGCUCUUUAGACAUGGCAUCCUCCUCGUUACAAAGGUUUUCCUUGGCCAGAGUGUUCAGGCUCGUGAGCAAGAAUCCAUCAGUCAAGCCAACUAUUCAAUGGUUAAUUCAGUGUUCAUUCCUCGAAAAUAUUUACUAAAUUCUACAGUGGGACCAAGAAACUGCGAUUGCAGCUUUCGGCAGUGCAAGUGGUUUGUCUUUGAUCAUGACCUUGUUUUGCCAGAAUACAUCGUUGAGAUUGAGUACAUGACAGUGGUCAAGGCUCACUCUUUAUUUUCUUCAUUCAACAAUGUUAUUUUAGAAGAAAGCAAAAAAAAAUCAGAAGGAUCAGUAUUGUCCCAGGAAUUGAAAUAUGAUGAUGAAGUUACAAAAAUGGACCCCAGGAUCAAGCCCAGACCAAAACUUAUUAGUUUGGAUGAUAAAACAAUAAUUUCCCUUGCCAAGACUAGCACAUUCAGUCACAUUGUGAGUCUGAAUCUCCAUGGAAACAGCCUGAGUAAAUUGAGAGAUCUCUGCAAGUUAACAGGACUUCGAAAACUUAAUAUCAGCUUUAAUGAAUUUACUUGUUUAGAUGACGUAUACCACUUGUAUAACCUUGAAUAUUUGGAUGCAAGCCACAACCAUGUGAUAACCCUUGAGGGAUUUAGAGGUCUGAUGAAACUGAAGCACUUAGAUUUGAGCUGGAACCAACUGAAAAAAUCUGGUGAUGAAAUAAAUAUGUUAUGCAAACAUACCACAAAACUUCUUACUCUUGAUAUUCGACAUAAUCCAUGGCAAAAGCCAGCCACAUUAAGGCUGAGUGUUAUUGGCAGAUUAAAGACCCUUACUCAUUUAGAUGGAAUCUUAAUUUCUGAAGAGGAAGCAACAGCAGCUAUGAAAUUCAUUAGUGGAACAAAGAUUACUCAGUUAUCUCUCUUACAGCACUCUAGCACUAAAGAGGAGAGACCACGGAUACUUAGUAUAUGGCCUUCUGCCAAAAUUAUGACACAGACUUCAAAGUUAGGACCACAUUCACAUCUGAAUGGAAACUGGUACUUGAAGAUAACUGCCUUAAAUUUAGAUGGGCAACAUCUCUUUGAAAUCACAAAUAUAGAAAAGUUGGAAAAUUUGAAAUGGGCAUCCUUCAACAACAAUAAUCUCACUAAAAUGGAAGGCUUAGACUCUUGUGUUAAUUUGGAAGAGCUCACCUUGGAUGGAAACUGCAUCUCAAAAAUAGAAGGCAUUUCCAAUCUAACUAAAUUAACCCGCCUCAGCAUAAAUAACAAUCUUCUCACUGGUUUGGAAAAGCAUACUUUUGAUAACAUGCUUCAUCUUCACUCCCUUUCUCUUGAGAACAACAGAAUCACUUCAUUGAGUGGUUUACAAAAAGCUGUCACUCUAAUUGAAUUAUACAUAAGCAAUAACUAUGUUGCUCUCAAUCAGGAGAUCUACAAUUUAAAGGGCUUAUGCAACUUGGUCACUCUAGACAUAUAUGGAAACAUUAUUGUAUGGAAUCAGGAAAACUACCGGUUGUUUGUAAUAUUUCAUCUUCCAGUACUGAAAGCUUUGGAUGGAGUCUCAAUUGACCCAACAGAGAUUGAGUGUGCAAAAGAUUUAUUUGGUGGCAGACUAACUUCUGACAUGAUUGCAGAACGACAAGGACAUUCGAACUUUACCCAAAUGCAAGAACUAAAUUGGACUUCAUCAUCCAUCAGAACUGUGGAUUUGAUUCCAGUUGACCAAUUUAGAAAUGUGUGUAAUGUGAAUUUACAGAACAAUAAUCUUACCUCAUUCAGUGGGUUAAUCUACUUGCCUAAUGUAAAGGUCUUAUGCCUCAACUAUAAUCAUAUUGCAUCAAUCAUGCCCAGACUAAAACCUCAGACCCACUUGACCAACAGACAGCUGCUCUACCAGAAAGUGCCUUCAAGUGGCUACGGACAGCACGGAACUUCAAAAAUGAACCGGGAUGUAAUGAACAAUGAAAAUUUGCCUCCAAUAAUGCACAGCUUAGAAGUUCUUCAUCUGGGCUACAAUGGAAUUUGUAAUUUAAUUCAGCUACAACUAAACAGACUAAGAAAUUUAAAAUUCCUCUUUCUACAGGGGAAUGAAAUCAGUCAAGUUGAAGGGCUUGACAACUUACUAGUACUUCAGGAACUGGUAGUGGACCAUAACCGCAUCAGAGCAUUUAAUGAUAGUGCCUUUGCCAAACCAAGCUCCCUGUUGGCACUUCACCUGGAAGAAAACAGACUACGAGAGCUGAACAACUUACAACCUUUGGUAAAACUAGAGAAACUCUUCCUAGGAUAUAAUAAAAUCCAGGAUAUAACAGAACUGGAAAAACUUGUUGGUGUCUCUUCUCUCAGAGAGCUUACAGUUUAUGGCAAUCCAAUUUGUAGAAAAAUGUUACAUCGCCACAUGCUCAUAUUUCGGCUACCUAACUUACAGAUGUUAGAUGGAAUUCCUGUGAAUCCAGAUGACAGGGCAAAAGCUGAAUUUCACUUCUCUGAACUACAAGCAAAGAAAAAUCUGCUUAAUCCUGCUACCAACUCUCCUAUGGAUGGUGCGUCAUUUGGCCAAGUGAAAGCUUCUCCUAUAAAGAUAACAAAUGUAAUUCUGUCUAGUGGAUUUAACCAUUACCUGGGAUCUGACUUCAAUUUGUCUCCUGAAGUUGAAGACAGAAAAAACAAGACUGCAGGGAUUCUGACAAAUAAUCCUCGGAGCAUCCAUGCAGAAAUAGCUUUUCGGCAACUCAGAGGGAUAAAUCUCUCUCCAUCUCUUUUAUCAUCUCAGACUAUGGCAUCUCCAACUGCAAAAACAUACCAAAGCAACCAAGAUGGGGGAAGAAUUCCUGGCAGCCACUUCCCAAGAUCAAAUAGAAUGUAACUGCCUAAAGAGAAAUGAACAUACACCAAGAACCUAUUUCUGUUUAGUAAUUGUGCAAAAACUAGCAGACAAUGCCAGUGGAAAAAAAAUAAGAUAACCAUGUUACUUACGUUUCUGAAACACUUCAGUUUAAUCUUUAACAGUCUUACUUAUUAAAUUUUAUUUAAUAUCCCUUCUUUUAAACUUUCUUUAUGGUUAUUAGAAACCAUAUAUUAGAAAAAUCAUUAACUAUAAUAUCAUACAACAAUUUGAAAAGACUCAAGUGACAUAAAACAAAGGCCAAAUAAUCAAAUAUGUAGUCCCAGUACUGGAAGCAUUUAGUUACAAACUCUUGUCAUGACCUAUCAUAUGAGGAUACUAAGAAAUAUAGUUUUAGGAAAUAAGCAUACUUUCAUUUGUAGAAUAUCUGCUCAUUUGGGGUUACCUAAACCAAAGCAUACAGUUCUUACCAAAUACAACUAUUACUGAAGCAAGUUAAGAUUAGCUAGUUAAAUCACAGACUAGUCUUUUUUGGACUAUACUUGGGGAAAAAAGUUCAAGUGGGGUCUACCCUAAGAAUUGUUUAGAGGCAAACCAUGGACAUCAAUAGUUCUUUCUGAAAGUGGCUAAUUGUGAGUGGAAGCAGUCAUUGAUGCUCUAAGAGUAAGAGAAUACUAUCUCAUAUACAAGAUUUGUUAAUUGUGCCCAUAGUGAUAUAAUUUUACAACUGGUUUUAGGCUAAAAAAAACGCAUGUUCAAACUGAGUAGACAUUUAAAAUUUGGACCCUUAAUAAUUUCACUGGAAAUAAUUUAUCUAAAAUAUUGCAUUGUGUAGUAUUAGCACAUAUCACAAAUCAAUCAAAUUUUAUUUUUUUUUACUUGAAAAAGUAUUUAUUUAGAACCUAUUUGGUAAGAACCUAAAAUUUUAUUCAGAACAUCCAGAUAAGUAUGAUGUACUGGGUGAGACACAGACAAUGUCCCCUCCAGCAUUGUAACAGGAUGAACACAUGACAGAGGUCCUAUAAAUCUUGGAUGUAUACUUUCUUGGGACAGGAGGAUGAACAGGUCACCAUCUUGGCAACUAACUAAUAUUACCUGGCACAAUUUCAUGAACUAGUAAUGGAGAAACGAUUUCUCGGUCCCAUCUCAGAUGACUUUUCUAUAAUUCUAAAAAUAAGCAAUUCUAUUGAGGUGUCAUUUCUUUCACAGAGAAAUGCUUUCAUUAUGUUAACACAGUCCAUGCUGAAAAACUGUAUUUUUUGUUUUUAAUACUAAUGUAUAUCAUAUAAUGGAACAGAAAAGUUUUUCCCCUAUGGUGGGAAAACUUAGAAUUUGUAAGUUAUAUAAAUAAUAAAUCUUUUCAAAAUUGCUUUGAAGUAAAUCACAUGUAUCACUUACAAAUCAGAUUACUUCAAAUUUCCCUUAGCAUCACAGUUAUCAAGUAUGGUUUUAAAUGUGCAUGUUUGUUAAAUACAAUUCUUCAAAUUAAUAGCUAAAUUAUUAAUCAUAUUUUGAUAUAAAUUGGCUCCAUGAUUCAUGACCUAUUGUAUUUAAAUUUUUAAGUAUUGGUUCAACAUUGCAUAUAAUUUUCAUACUGUUAUAUGUUUUAUGUUCUUUACAUAAAAGUAAAUUAUUUUUACUAAAAAUUUGUAUCUUAUAAUCUAUCUGGGAAUAGUUUUAAAGAUAUUUUGGAAACUAAUCCAAAAUGUUUGCAACAAUUUUGUAUGUUUUCUUCUUUAGCUACAGCAUGUUGUAAUUAAAUCAUGUAAUAUCUAAAGUUUCAAACCUAAUACAGAUUCAUUUACCCUUCUUAAUGUGUGGUUUUUAAACAACAAUUAUUCUAGGUAGGAAUAAGAUCCUUUGUGUAAAAAAACAACUAUGCAGUUCUUAAGAUGUCCAGAAGAUGUCUUUGUCACCCUUUAGUUGUCACAACUGCUUACUUACAUUACAGUGGCAGGAGAAGGGUCUGCUCUUCAUUACUGGUUACUCACUGGGCAUAAUCUGCCUUUUUUUCCUUUUAUGAUAAUGCAUAAAUGAAACACCAAAUACGUGUAAGUUUUAUAAUAAAAUGUGUCUUUUAAAAUAAUAAUCUGGGUGGGACAAGUAAAUAUAAUAGGUUUUCACUAGAGAAAAAUUUACAAAAACACUGUAAAACAAAAAAAAAACCCUCAUUAUCCAGCAUUCUCUUAACAUUUGACAUACUUUCAGCCAUUUUUCUUUAAAUGUAUACUAUAUUUGAGAUCUAUAACUUGAUUUUUACGUACACAUUAUUAAAUUUUGAUCUUCAUAAAUGUGUAAGUACAUCUGAAUUUCUCCUUGAAGAUAAAUUAAUUUAUAGUACAUAUUUGAUAGUAAUAUGAAGAAUAAUAAUAAACACGUAUUUAGGAAUUGCUAGGUGCUGUACAGAGAACAGACAAACCCACCCUUAAAAAUAUUUUAAUACAAAUAUACAAUAAAUUAUCUGUAUAAAAGCAGUGAGGGGGUGAUUACUAAUAUAAUUUAGCACAGUUUGUAUGAAUAUUUUUUUGCCAUGAUGGCAGAUAACACUGAUGUGAUCUACAACAUAUUUCCUCUAAAAAUGCCUAAAUAUGUUAAACCAUUGGUAAUGUGUAGUUCACAAAGCAAUAGCUAUAACUUCACCAACAAAACAAAUAAAAAUGUCACUGAAUAUGUAGGAAUGCUUUUCUAGGAGUGACUUUAGAUCUGCUCUAAAUAGCUUAUCAUUCAUAACCUGAAAUUUUAAGUUAUAGUUACAAAUCAUUUGUAAUACACUUCACAACUGAUUGCAACAAAACAGGCAGGUAGUGAUUUAAAUUUACAGACACGUGUUUUAACAUGGUUUAUGCCAAUAACAAACAGCCUUAUGAAGUAGAUAUGAAAUGUCUCCACUUAUAAGUUGGCUUAAAAGGAAAAAAAACAGAUAUCACACCGAAUCCUAGAUUUUUUUUCAAUUCCAAAUUCAUUGCCUUUUCAGUUACUACAAGCGAAUUGACAUUUAAUUCUCAUGAAUGUGCUAUUUAAUCAGCUGUUGUAGAGCCCUAAUGUGUGUAAAAACUGUGAACCAUUCAUUUUCUUUUAGCAUAUUCAGGGAAAAUAUAUAAUUUCUGCAGCAAAAUUAGUUCUCUGCUCCCAGCAAAUAUCUUGAUAGAUUUAUUUUGCAUGCAGUCAUAUGCAUGAUUAUAUGAGUUGCUUUAAAUUAAAGGACAAUUACACAAACAACCUGGAAAGCUAAAAAUUAGAGCACUUUAACUAUAGAUAAGGAGCUUACUGAAUAUAGGUAAUGCCAAAGUGAUCUUCUGAUUUUAAUAUAUGCAGAUUGACUAUCAUUAAGUAAUUCUUCAGUAAGAACUUCAUUUACUUCUAUUUUUAUAGUUCUGGAUUUCUCUGACUAUUGAUACAAAAUCAGCUAUGGUUAUGAACAUUUUUGUGUGUAUUUCCAGGCACUCAUGGCUAGUUUUAAAAUAAUCCUUAUAGUUAAGUAACGUGUGAUAUCACUACUUAUUCAUAAGCUAUCAUACAUUAUGAGAAGUGCUUAAUGUUUUAAAACAUUAGGGCUUACUGUUACUCAUGUUGUAGGCUUUAAACUUUAAUUAAAUAUUACAUAAAAAGAAAUAAAUUAUUUACAGCACUUAUGUUGAAUUCUGUUGGUUUUUCAGUGAAUCUAAUCAAAUUAGUUUCUUAUGGAAUAGAAACUGGCUGCAUAUUUUUAUUAUUCUGCUUAACUACUUUCCUUGGUCAUCUCUGCACUUUUCUUCAUUACUGAAAUAUUUUUAAAGAAAACCUAUACCAAACUGCAAUUUUAGUUUGUAG
Molecule: messenger RNA, 8632 nt
Organism: Phyllostomus discolor (pale spear-nosed bat)
Lineage: Eukaryota; Metazoa; Chordata; Mammalia; Chiroptera; Phyllostomidae
Gene: LRRC9
Product: leucine rich repeat containing 9
Exons: 33
Coding region: 362-4843 (1493 amino acids)
Molecular function (GO): protein binding
Source: RefSeq, a predicted model, not a curated record